AUGGACAUUUCAAUAGAGCCUGAGGAGCGUUCGCCCCGAUGCUUUGACGGCCGUGGCUCGUUUGAUGAGGACAGGGGUGGCCCCUCAGCGCGCCGACAGGGAAGCGUUCGCGUUUGGCGCCGUUAUUGGUGUCGACGGCUGUAUGAGCUUCUUCAUGAGGCUCGAUGUGGGUUGGAAGUUGUGAACCACUUUGAUACCCUGUGGCCUAGAACUCAUCACCGGCUGAUGGAUCUGCAACAGCAUAAUAUGGAGUUUGAACGGUCGUGUAGUAGAAACUUCCCUUUUUCUAUACCAACACCUAGUCCAUUCUCUGAUUCGACAGUGCCUGUUGCUUUUAAACCUGAAUGCACAUGUAUGGCGGUGGCAGUACAAAAUUCUGGCUUCGAUUCAGAAUCAUGCCGUGUAUUUCUACACGACUUGGCCGCCCCAGGUUGCUUCCCAUCGCUUCUUUCAGCUUUAACUGAGAAUGGUGAUGAUGGUAGAGGAUGGGCUUCAGGAGUAAGCAAUAAUAAUUCUGAAUUGCAGAUGAUUUACAUAAGAGCUGAUAUAUCUACCUCUGAAGAAAUUCCACCAUCAUGCCCUGGUUGGCCUCUGCCUAUUGUGUAUAACAAAGAUUCCAAUGAUCAAAGUGUCGUGGUCAAAGUGCAAAUGCCACCGCGUGUUUCCGCGGAUCGUUUGCAGAGUGAUCUGGUGUAUUUGAAUUUGUUCCUAUGA
Phytomonas sp. Hart1 is the source of this 714-nucleotide messenger RNA. NCBI's taxonomy places the organism in Eukaryota, Euglenozoa, Kinetoplastea, Trypanosomatida, Trypanosomatidae. The record is from the annotation of a GenBank genome assembly.